Molecule: messenger RNA, 1110 nt
Organism: Camelina sativa (false flax)
Lineage: Eukaryota; Viridiplantae; Streptophyta; Magnoliopsida; Brassicales; Brassicaceae
Source: RefSeq, a predicted model, not a curated record
UUGUACCCUUAUUUACGAAAUUACCCCACUCAAGGAACUUUACUAAAAAACUUCUCCCACCCAAGUCAUCUCUAUUCUCUGUUAUGAUCUGUUUAAUAAACUGCCCAUCAAGUGUUCGACGAAACGCCUGAAAGGACAGUUGCUUUCUUAGACGAGUACUGACCUGCGGAGACUUGUCUUUAAAGGAGAAAAUUCAAAGCAGCAGAAUUGGCAACGCUUACUAAAAACAGAUUCCAAAUCUUAGAUUCAAUGUCUGAAACAGACAGAUGGUGAGAUGAUCCCUUCAGAUGCUAUUGCCAUUCACUGAUGGAAACUGUGUAGGUGAAACCAAAUACCCUGCGAUAUGGUAAAAGGAUUUGGUGGAAAGGGAAAGAAAGAGACAAAUGCUUUUGUCAUGCUUACCACCUUUAUCCGUUGAAAAAUCUUUUCUCCACCGCAGACCCAGAAAAAUAAUAAUAUUGUUUUCUUUUAACCUUUUUGUUGUCUUCUUAUAAAGAGAUGUAAAACACACAAAUACAUUCAGAUUUGAGCUUUCUUCUUAUAUCUUCGAGGGGGACCAGAAAAUCAAAACUAUAUUGGUUCAACUUCUCUUGAAAAGUGAAAUACUUUUGAUUUCUCCUUCAGUUUGAAUGAUUCUGGUGUUUGUUAGCCAACCAACAUGCUCAGUUUCCAAGAAGAAUGGAUGCUUACAAUUGUAUAGUCAUAAUCUUCUGCAUCGCCUUGUUUGCAAUCAAUCUAGUGUUUUCAUGUUUCACUUGCUUCUCCAUUCUAUUCAUGACAGAGGAAAACAAGGAUUUGAGUGAUCUCAGAAAGAAUCUUCUCGAACCAGAAGAAGCCAAACCGGAUGAGAAGGUAAUGAUCAUUACAGUCUCGGGUAGCCAAGGAUUCCCAGACUCCACUGAUGAUGAUUGUGGCCAAGAUUGCUCUCAUGAAGAUAUUUGUGCUUGUUAAAAAGAAAAAGGUGGCUUCUAUUUUCAAUACAGAGUUCUUCUCCUCAUGUUUUGCAAUUUUUUCCUUCAUCUUACUCCUACAUGUACAUGGUCUUAAAUCCAUAGGUUGAGAGAGCAUCACAUCUUCUGCUUCAGAAUCCAGAUUAUUUUUUUCGUUUUA